UUCUCCAAACGGCUCUCGGUCGAUCCGCUGGCUGCUCAAAUUGUGCACUCAGACAGACAGAAUUGAAUCUAUAGACAGAUAGACACUAUGCGUGCGUAAACGAGACCAGCUAUGGAUUCUGCUUUAACCGGGAAACGGUCGACUUCGUGUCCCGAAGCAAAUUUUUGCACGCUGGUCAAAAUUGGUUCUCCCCAAAAGACCUCCUCACCUUCUUGUGUACCUGAUGAUACGAUAUCUCCACUAAAUGUUGAUGUUUAUUGUUCAACGUUACGACAAAAUGGAUACUUUCGGGUGGAGAGUGAUUCAACCUGCAGACAGUAGGUGUAUUGCUUUAAAUUGAGCUUAGAUUACCUGGGUUGGUUAUACUUCUGCAACACCAAUGAAUUUUACAACUCUGAUACCGACUCAUGCCAGGCCGAGCGCCCCGCGAGUUGCUUAAAAACGGUCAAAUUAAAGAUACAUUUGUUUUUGUUUAAAUUCC
This is a messenger RNA of Drosophila obscura, 481 nucleotides long. RefSeq lists its product as uncharacterized. The record is from RefSeq and is a predicted model, not a curated record. Bases 112 to 321 code for a protein of 69 amino acids. The transcript is spliced from 3 exons. Lineage: Eukaryota; Metazoa; Arthropoda; Insecta; Diptera; Drosophilidae.